AUGGAACAGCACAGACAAAUUUUAGUUCCAAAUAUGCGUGCGGCUGUUGUGUGUGCCUUUUUAUAUAUUAACUGUGCGUACGCGCAGGUAUUAUAUGACAUAUACUUCGGUAAGCCGCUGAAAAGUGAAAGGAAUACUUUCCUCAACUCUAUAAACGCUACGAGCUUGUGCACAAUUCGGGUGGAGCCAUGUAAGAAACACGAAGGUCGCCGCGUGGACGGCACCUGCGCUAACCCCAAGUACCCGUCGCGUGGCGGCACGGCCACUCCUCUGCUGCGAAUGUUGCCAGCUAGCUACGGAUUAGGGAACACUUUACGGACCUCGGUGAAUGGUUCAGAACUCCCAUCCACUCGGCUCCUGCGUACCAAGCUGCUAAGCGACGGUCAUCCUGUAGACCACCGUUUCACCGUCCAUGCUUCUCAACUUGCUAUAUUUUCCUUUACAGACAUCGUUGACGUAAAUGCUAUUUUACGAUCCGUGCUGGUGAGCGACUGCUGCAUUGGUAACACACCGAACCGUGUGAACCCACUAUGCAUAGCCAUACCGGUGCCUGCGGACGACCCCUAUCUGCGUCGUACCGGAAUCCGCUGCAUGAACCUCACGCGAGUACCCACCUUCCAAGAGUUGGGAUGUAUAUCCAACGCCAUACCUGCAGAGAGGUACAAUCUGCCGACCCCCCUGUUAGAUUUAUCUGUUGUCUACGGAUUUACAAAUGAGCAUGAGAGACAACUUCGAGAAUAUAGAGGUGGCCUACUGAAAUCAGUGAAACGUAAUGGGAUGGAAUAUCCUCCUAGUACAUCAACUGACUGUUUUGGGAACAGAAGGCCGAUCGAGAAUGCUUGCUAUGGAUUCGGUGAUGAUCAGAACGGUAAUGUUAUCUCCAUCGUAACAUUGAUCGCUUUGUGGUUCUUCCGGGAACACAAUCGUCUGUCACAUAAGCUGGCAGAGAUCAAUCCAUGCUGGUCAGACCAGGAACUGUUCAAAACAGCGCGGUACAUCAACAUAGCGCAAUGGCAGCACAUGGUUUAUUACGAGCUAAUGCCAGAGUUUAUAGGUAGGGAGAACGCUUUAAACGCUGGAGUCAUACACAACACGCAAGGCUACGUCAAUGACUUUGACGAGAAUUACGAGCCAGGAUUCUACUACGAGUACCUCGUUGGUGGCCGUUGGUUCCACAACAUCCAGGAUGGACGGACGGAUUUGUACAGUAAUAAAGGCGAGUACUUAGGCACUAGAACUCAAGUGGACGACGUAUUCCGCAGCGGCAUCUUAGAGCUCAACAACACUGAGGCAGACCUCACACAGGGCGUUUUUCGUCAACCCUCACAUAAAUUCGACUACGUCUUUGACCCUGAUAUGGUAGAGCGGGUAGCAGGUAAUCUGCAGGCAGCACUAGACGUGGCAGCCGUGGACAUCGCUCGUGGACGAGACCAGGGUCUGCAGCCAUACAAUCAGUACCGCAAGCUGUGCGGGCUGCCUUAUGCUCACAAGUUUGAAGACUUCCAAGACGUUAUAUUCGCAGAUAAAGUAGAACAGAUGCGUCGCAUAUACUACGACGUGAACGACGUGGAUAUGAUGGCGGCCAUCCACAGCGAGAAGAUGAUCGAUGGUGGAUUUGUGGGACCGACGCUCUUCUGCAUCAUUGUCCAUAAUCUACUGCAUUGGCGCAAGUCCGACAGGCAUUUCUUCGAACACGGGGACAUACCAGCUGCCCUCACGCUACAGCCAUGUAAGAAGCAUGAGGGUCGUCGCAUAGACGGCACCUGCGCUAACCCCAAGUACCCAUCGCGUGGCGGCACUGCCACUCCCUUACUGCGAAUGCUACCAGCUAGCUACGGAUUAGGGAACACAAUAAGACCAUCGUUGAGUGGUUCGGAAUUACCAUCUGCCCGACUCCUGCGAACGAAGUUACUGAGUGUCGGUUACCCUGAGGACCACUACUUCAACAUCCUCGGCGUGGAAUAUACGGGCCCGAACGACUGCUGCAUCGGUAACACGCCAAACCGGAAGAUUCCGAAAUGUAUCUCCAUACCAGUGCCGUCUGACGACCCGUACCUGCGCCGCUCCGGUAUCCGCUGCAUGAACCUCACACGCCAGGUGACCUUCCAGGAGAGAGGCUGCAUACCCAACACCAUGCCGACAGAGAGGUACGGUCUGCCGACGCCUUUGUUAGAUUUGUCAACCGUUUACGGAUAUACAAACGAGCGCGAGAAACAAAUUCGUGAAUAUGAAGAUGGAUUACUGAUAUCAGAGAAGCGCAAUAAGAUGGAAUAUCCUCCUGACACAGCACCAUAUUGUUUUGGGAACAGAAGGCCGAUCGAGAAUGCUUGCUAUGAAUUCGGUGAUGCAGUGGCUGCUAAUGCUUUUCCCGGUUUAACAUUAGCUACUUUGUGGUUCUUCCGGGAACACAAUCGUCUGGCACGAAAGCUGGCUGAGAUCAAUCCAUGCUGGUCAGACCAGGAACUGUUCGAGACCGCCCGGUACAUCAACAUCGCGGAGUGGCAACACUUAUUUUAUUACGAACUGAUGGCAGAAUUUUUGGGUAGAGAUAAUGCUUUAAGUACUGGGGUAAUAUACGACACACCCGGACACGUAAAUGAUUUCGACGAGCAUUAUGAGCCCGGCUUGUACCACGAGUAUAUCGUCGGCACCCGGUGGUUUCACACCUUCUUGGACAGCCGCACGGAUUUAUACAGCAAUCAAGGCAAGUACCUAGGCACUAGAACAGCGGUCGAUGACGAAUUCCGCAGCGGCGUCCUCGAACUCAACAACACAGAGGCAGACCUCACACAGGGCGCCUUCCGUCAACCCGCACAUAAGUUCGACUACGUCAUUGAGCCUGACUUGGUGGAACGAGUAGCUGGCAACGCUCAGAAAGCGCUAGACGUGGCGGCCGUAGAUAUCGCUCGUGGCCGUGACCAAGGCCUGCAACCCUACAACCAGUACCGCAAGCUGUGCGGACUGCCCUACGCUCACGAGUUUGAAGACUUUCACGACGUUAUAUUCCCAGAUAAAGUGAAACAGAUGCGUCGCAUCUACCAUGAUGUGAACGACGUGGAUGUGAUGGCGGCUAUAUACAGCGAGAAAAUGAUCGAUGGUGGAUUCAUGGGGCCGACACUCUUCUGUAUCAUCGUUCAAAAUCUGCUGCAUUGGCGCAAGUCCGACAGACAUUUCUUCGAGCACGGAGACAUACCAGCUGCCCUCACGCUACCUCAAUUGAAUGAAAUAAGAAAAUCAAGUGCAGCCAGGCUCCUGUGUGACAACGGAGACGGAGUGGAUGAGAUCCAACCGAGAGCUAUAUUGAAUCCUGGACCCGGCUCAUGUACAAUCCUAGUUGAGCCAUGUAAGAGGUACGAGGGUCGCCGCGUGGACGGCACCUGCUCUAACCCCAAGUAUCCGACUCGUGGUGCAGCACCCACUCCACUUCUAAGAAUGCUGCCGGCUAACUACGGAUUAGGUAACACACUAAGGCCUUCUUCGAACGGCUCGGAGCUGCCGUCCACCCGACUCCUGCGCACUAAGCUGCUGAGCGACGGUUACCCUACGGACCACAACUUCAACGUCCUCGGCGCUCACUUAAGCGUCUUCGCUACAAUGGACACCGUAGACUUGAACUCCUUUUUGCGAUACACUCGAGAGAAUGACUGCUGUAUUGGCAAUAUUCCGAACCGUAUGAACCCGCAAUGCAUGGCCAUACCGGUGCCUUCUGAUGACCCGUAUUUGCGCCACACAGGCGUCCGCUGCAUGAACCUCACACGUCACGCCACCUACCAAGACAUGGGCUGCAUUUCCAACACCAUGCCUGCAGAGAGAUACUCGCUGUCAACACCUUUGUUGGAUUUAUCCAUUGUUUACGGGUUUACCAAAGAGCGUGAGAGACAAAUUCGGGAAUACAAAGAUGGACUGCUGAUAUCAGAGAAACGUAACCGGUUAGAAUAUCCUCCUGACACAGCACCCCAUUGCACCGGGAACAUCAAGCCAACCGAGAAUGCUUGUUAUGAAUUCGGUGAUUCAUUGGCUGGUAAUGAUUACCCUGGAAUCACAUUGACCGCUUUGUGGUUCUUCCGGGAACACAAUCGUCUGGCACGAGAGCUGGCAGAGAUCAACCCAUGCUGGACAGACCAGGAACUGUUCGAGACAGCGCGGUACAUCAACAUAGCGGAAUGGCAGCACUUGUUUUACUACGAACUUAUGGCAGAGUUCUUGGGUAGAGAGAAUGCUUUAAGUACUGGGGUAAUAUACGAUACACAUGGACACGUAAAUGAUUUCGACGAGGAAUACGAGCCAGGAAUCCACCACGAAUACAUCGUCGGUACCCGGUGGUUUCACACAUUCACUGAUGGACGUACAGAUCUGUACAGCAAUACAGGUAAGUACUUAGGCUCCAGGACAGCGGUGGAUGACGUGUUCCGCAGCGGCAUCCUUGAGGUCAACAACACAGAGGCAGACCUCACACAGGGCGCCUUUCGCCAGCCCUCACAUAAAUUCGACUACAUAAUAGAGCCUGAUUUAGUGGAGCGCGUAGGAGGCAAUACGCAGUUAGCUCUGGACGUGGCGGCCGUGGACAUAUCACGUGGACGGGACCAGGGUUUGCAGCCCUACAACCAAUACCGUAAACUGUGCGGGCUGCCUUACGCUCACGAGUUUGAAGACUUCCACGACGUUAUAUUCCCAGAUAAAGUGGAACAAAUGCGUCGCAUAUACUACGACGUGAAUGACGUGGAUGUGAUGGCGGCCAUCUACAGUGAGAAGCUGAUCGAUGGUGGAUACGUGGGACCGACGCUCUUCUGCAUCAUUGUCCAUAAUCUACUGCAUUGGCGCAAGUCCGACAGGCACUUCUUCGAACAUGGAGACAUACCAGCUGCCCUCACGCUACGUGAGUUGUACAUAUUAUUAUUACUUGCUGUGCCCGCGACUUCGUCUGCGUGGGAAGUAUUUUGGUAGAAUUCUUUUUUCCUAUGAGUGGAGUCAAAUCGAAUAAAAUCAAUGGCCCAUAACCCACUAUGCGGGCUUAAUGCGGAUCGGUGGGUGUUAACGUUGCUGAUGCAGCCAGGAAUAACGGCUUAACAUGCAUUGUACUAGUGUUGUGCACAGUGCUCAACUCAAGAUAAUAAUGCUUUGAUCACCCAUCCUGUGAUCUUUUUCUCGUUUCUCGCGCUCUGGUUGUCGCUUGUGUCUGAGCAUUUUAUUCGUACCUUUAAACUGUCCUUCUUUUGCUUUUGAUCUUUUUAAAUUAUUAUUAUUUGUCUACUUGUGUGCACAAUCGGCUAUUUAUUGUUCUAUUUUCCAUGUAAUGCUAGGUUGCCUGGAAGAAAUCGCACUCAUCGCUAGAGUUUGUCGUUUGUACUUAGUCAUGUAAAAUAAGUAUUCAUGUAAGUCCUUGUUGUGCAGUAUUUACUUACUUAUUCAACUGCAAUUUAAACCGAUGCGCUAACCCACUACGCUAUUGGACCUCUUAUACCUAAGCUAUACUAAUAUUAUAAAGAGGUAAGAUUUGUUUGUUUGUCUGUUUGCAUCGAAUAUGCUCCGAAAGUACUGAACCAAUAGUUUCAAAGCGAUUCCGACCUACGGGAAGCUACAUCAGACCUGGAUGUCAUAGGCUAUAAUUUUGCAGCAAAGUCGAGGGAAAACAGCUAGUUCAUUAUACGCUGUGAAAACUUAUCUUCGGUACGCCUGUGUAGUAUGAACGCAACACGGGUUGGCGAUAAUAGAAACUACAUUCUCGAUCUUUAUUGUGCAAACUGCGAGCUCUUUCAGAGACCAAGCACAUUUCUCUGUCAAAGGAAGUUUCAUACUCAUACCAUAUUGCAUGUAUGUUACGAUCAGCAGUUAGACGCGCUAUGCGAUCUUCAGAAGUUUCCUGUGAUCAAACGUUUGUUGUAUGAGUUCUCCGAGAGCUCAAAAGAUUGGUAAAUGCUUACGGUAAAUACUUUAGAUUCAACUUUAUAGUGCAUGAGCCUCGUGAUGGGCAGUUAAAUACGCUUCGCGUUUUUCAGGUGUCUCCCGAGACCGAGCGCUUUCCAAAAUACGUGGAGUUUUAUUUAUUGAUAUAAAAAAAAUAUAUACAUAUAUUAAUUUCGACUUUCCACACUCGAAGGAAAUUGUCUACUAACACAUACUUCCGAGUGAGAUUUGAACGGCCCUAAUCAUCAUCAUCAUCAGCAUUUUUACGUCACCAACUGCAGGAGCUUAGGCCUUCCUUAUGGAUGGUUAAGGAGGAAGGACCACGACCCUCCAUGCUGGCCCAAUGCGGAUUGAAGGAUAUUAACGACUGCAAAUACAACCGGACCAAUCGCUUUACGUGCCUUCCGAAGUUAGGAGUUGCUUGAGAUAAUAUUUUUUUGGUCACCCAUCUUGUGACCGAUCUUUGCGAAAGUUGCUUAACAACUACAAUCGCAAGCCAUGACGCUUAUUCACUUUGCCACCAAGCUACUCUGAACCGACCCUCAACCUCGCGUAAUGAGUGUUGUGACCAAUGAAUAAACCAUUGUUUCCAGCGAAGACUGAAAAUACCAACUUUGAAGUAUGUUAAAAAAAAGGUAUUAACAUAAAAAAUAGAAAAGAAAUAUAUUACUCGAGUUGUCUUUACGUUCUUAACUUCACUUUGACGUGAAUCUAACUUUUUAACGUUGUGCAAAAUCUUCUGACAUUGUCUCUGUUACCUGGCAAACAACAGGGGAUGAGUAGGAUUCUCCUCCGUGAACCCGACAGUGAGCUGCUCAGUGGGUCCCCAGAGGCCUACCCACCAAAACCCGUACGCUACACCCUCUCAUCGGAGAUGAAACCCGGCAAGCUAUGGCCGAGUCACCAGGACACUCAAGUAUUUUACCAUUGGUCCCCUUGUAGAUGGAAAAUUGGAGAGGCUCGGGUAAAUCGAGUGCCUCUCCCAGACAGACGAAACCGUGCAAUGCGGGGGCGGUUGCCAACCACCUCCGCUGGCCCCGACGACAACGUGAACCUAAUCUGAUAAAAAUAUGCGUUCACUGCAAACUACUCGAUGCUUAAUUGCAUCAUCGGAAGGCUCUUUUUGCUUGUUCUCCUACUCGCGUGAUCGUAUACCAAACGUCCAUUAUAAGCUGAACCCCAAUAUAAAAUGAGGUCGACUUACUUUGGAAUAGUCAAAAUUUUGGAAACUUAUUCUUUAUUUGUCAUCAUACAAAUUAUCAUUUUAUACACAAUAUUAAUUCGUAGCUCGGUGGCGUUACGGAUAAGCGCCGCUGCGCACGAUCGCUAUUGCUAAGCAAUUUUCGCAAGAGUUGUUCAUGGGAUGGGUGACCAAAAAUUAUUAAAUAAAGGCCUGAGGCCCUGCAGUUUGACUGUGAAAGAGUUUAUAAUGAUGAUCAAUAUAUCAAAGACGAAAAUUAAAUAAAACAGUUAAUAUUUCAUAGCAAUUUUAGCGACCACGUCACUUCAAAUUGACAUAACUUUUUUAUUUGUGAACCGAUUGAACUAAAUCUCACACUAAAUGUUAACGGAAGAAUACCGCAAUAUAAUAAUGAAAACUGCAUUUAAAUCGGUUUAGCCGUUUCUGAGAUUAUCGUGCACAAACGCACAGACAAACAGACAAUCCGACAAACAGAUAAACAGACAAAAAAAUUAAAAAUCAUUGUUUUGUGUUCUAUUACGCUUAUAAAUGUCUCUCAUAACAGUAUUUUUCAUAUAUCUUCAAUGUACAGACAUCGAUCGGUUACGUUUUUAUUAUAGUAUAGAUUAGUUAGUAAUUAAUUCCCAUUGUGUAAUAAACUAAUUUUAUUUGUUCUUGUAUUAUGGCAAACUUGAGAUAUGGUGGCUGAACAUCUCGAUGGCACAGUAAAGCAACUUUCACAAGGGACCCUCAUAGGACGGAUGGUCAAAAUAUAUUAUGUUACGCUCCUCUAUGUCUUGGAGGACUUUAAUCCGUUCGCCCCAGUUACAUCCGCAGUCAUUAACCGCACUAGCCAGUUUGGGCGUGGUGAAUCAUGUCAAAUUCUCCCUUUGUAAGGAAAAGUUCCUAACUAGUGUUUAAUUAAUUAAUUCUCGAUGAAUUAUUUAACUAAACACCACCAUCAAAGGUCACCGCAAGAGCUUCAACUAAAUGAAAUAAGGAAAUCAAGUGCAGCCAGACUUCUAUGUGACAACGGAGACAGAGUGGAUGACAUUCAACCGAGAGCGAUAUUGAAUGCUGGACCCGGGAAUGAAAUAAGAUCGUGCGAAGCAAUACCCACAAUGGAUCUAGCCAAAUGGACAGACAAACGGUGCUUCCACAAUGACAAAAUAAACGACCACGAACAGGAACAUAAGUAA
Messenger RNA from Diatraea saccharalis (sugarcane borer), 8283 nucleotides. NCBI's taxonomy places the organism in Eukaryota, Metazoa, Arthropoda, Insecta, Lepidoptera, Crambidae. The record is from the annotation of a GenBank genome assembly.